CGGUUAAAAGGAAGAAAAGAAUCCUCACUUGUAUCUAUCAAUAAAACGACGCCAGGUAAGAGAGCUCAAAUCAGCUUGCCAUUGCGGAUACAACAGACCCACAAAACCCGCGUCUUCGCGGUUUCUCUCUCUUAUUUUCUGUCAAACCAAACAAAAGAAAGAAAAGCCAAAUCUCUCUUAAAAACCGUCUUUUUUAAAUUAUACUCUAUUCGACGACUCUCAAUUUUGUCUGCAGCAAUCAAGUCAAACUGCUCUCUCUUCGAUAUUACUUUGCUUCACGUCUCAUUCAUAUACUGCUUAUACACUGAAAUCUGAGUAGGGAUUGAAUAUCGGUGAUGUUGGGCGCUUUAAGGAGAAAAGUCGCGGGCGGAGGCUCAUCAUCUUUGGUAUUAGGGAAGUCAUUGCUGGCGAUUCGAUCGGGUGUUUCAGUAUCUAGAGUUUCUUGUAAUGCUGGAAAAGAGAUACUAUUACUUCAACCAAGAGGAAUUGCCCAUGUCCGAAACUUCUCUCAUCUUGUUCUGCCAGGCUGUUCAGCUGGUUUAACAGAGACAAGGGAUGUCAUUUCUAGCAUUCAGUCAGAGGCUAUCAUGCAAAAAUCGGGCAGGGCUUUCUCUUUUGGAGAUGUUAGCAGUUGGGCCGCCCAAGAGGUACUACGUAGGCAAUAUGUCAAAAGAAGAAAAUAGUUUUAGUUCAAAUUUUCUUUUAAAAUCUUUCUCUGGAAAAGUGUGAAUGCAAUAGUUUCAAAACUUUGGCUGCAAUUUAGUUGUAUAAUGAUUUGGUGUAAACUUUGGUGGUACUAGAC
Durio zibethinus is the source of this 802-nucleotide messenger RNA. Lineage: Eukaryota; Viridiplantae; Streptophyta; Magnoliopsida; Malvales; Malvaceae. The record is from RefSeq and is a predicted model, not a curated record.